Messenger RNA from Suillus fuscotomentosus, 1427 nucleotides. RefSeq lists its product as uncharacterized. The transcript is spliced from 4 exons. NCBI's taxonomy places the organism in Eukaryota, Fungi, Basidiomycota, Agaricomycetes, Boletales, Suillaceae. Bases 236 to 1336 code for a protein of 366 amino acids. The record is from RefSeq and is a predicted model, not a curated record. Gene Ontology annotation, molecular function: FMN binding; NADPH dehydrogenase activity.
CGUUACUCAGAGUCAGUCAGCCUGGCCAGCGCUAGCUGAGCAUAUCACAACUAAUUUCGCAGCGCGACCUGCCGGUGCUGGGUGCCAUCAGGGUUUCCUGAUGGCCUACAGCCGGCCUGACAAAUCUAUCUAUUUUAAACUCGUUCAGCCUGGAUAUAAAACACACGAUGUCGAUUGCCCAGACUUUCAAUCAAUAUCAUUCAAAGCCUUUCAUACCUAGUUUGCAAUAGAUCACAUGUCUGCUUCUUCCAUCUCCGCACUCUUCUCCCCCAUCCGCGUAGGCAACAUCAACUUACAGCACCGCGUCGUCCUUGCCCCACUCACCCGUAUACGUGCACACGCAAAUCACGUCCCAACCCCACAAGCACCAGCAUACUACUCUCAGAGAGGGUCUGCCCCUGGCACUCUUCUUAUCACAGAGGGCACGUUCAUAUCUCAGAGGGCUGGUGGUUAUGAUAAUGUUCCCGGGAUAUACACCGAUGCCCAUGUGGAGGGAUGGAAAAAGGUGACAGAAGCAGUCCACGAGAAGGGCUCUUUCAUUUUCCUACAACUCUGGGCGCUUGGCCGUACGGCAGAAACAGCCGUUCUUGCCAAAGAGGAUAAUAGUCCUCUCGUCAGUGCCUCACCCAUCCCCCUCUCGGGAAAAACAGACGUACCACGCGCGCUCACCACGAAUGAAAUCAAAGAAUACGUUGCCACGUAUAGCACUGCGGCAAAGAAUGCCAUUCGGGCUGGUUUCGAUGGCGUUGAAAUUCAUGGCGCAAAUGGCUACUUGAUCGACCAGUUCAUACAAGACGUCAGCAACCAACGCACAGAUGAAUAUGGCGGAAGCAUCGAGAAUCGCGCAAGGUUUGCACUCGAAGUAACGCAUGCCAUUGUUGAAGCCAUUGGUGCUGAGAGGACGGGGUUCCGAAUGAGCCCGUGGGGCACAUUCAGCAGUAUGGGCAUGGCAGACCCCAAACCCCAAUUCUCCUACGUGGUUCAGCAGCUGCGCAAACACAAACUCGCAUACAUCCACGUCGUAGAGCCGAUGCCUGCCGAAGUCACUGCUGAGAAAAACAGCGAUUUCCUCCGCGAUAUCUGGCAAGGGGUUGAGGGCAGUACAUUCAUCAGCACAAACGGAUAUACCCGGGAUACCGCAAUUGAGACGGUAGACAAGAAAGGCGGCCUCAUUGGAUUCGGGAGGUUGUUUAUGCCAAACCCCGAUCUUCCAUUCCGUCUGCGAAAGGGCAUCGCGCUUGAGCGGGGUGACCAAGCAACAUGGUACAUGGGCGGUAAUCUCACACCGGCAGGUUAUUCGGAUUGGCCCUUUGCGCCAGAGAAUGAUCAGCAAUAGAGCAGGUCUUGUAAGUAUAUACCUUAGAAUAGAUGUUACCUUACUGUAUACACCCGAUAUCACGCUUAAUCUUCAUCUCAGUCUAUCUUAC